AUGGAUGGCCAAACUAAAUCUUAUACUUGUGUUUUUUGUAAGAGAGGAUUCUCAAAUGCACAAGCACUUGGAGGCCACAUGAAUAUUCAUAGAAGAGAUAGAGCCAGGCUUAGGCAAUCACUUGAAGAGAAAAUGUUGCUUCAAAUUGAUGAUGAUCAACAAAAAAAUAAUAAUACCAACCAUAAGAAGCCAUGGAAUUUUCUAGAAAUGGAUGAUGAUGAUGAUGAUUAUGCAAUAAUCCAAAGGGGCAAAGGAACAAUAAUUGGUGGUACUUCAGAAAUUCCUCAUCAAUUUCCUCUUCUUGUUGGGGUGCCACAUAGUUAUAAUAAUUAUAUGAAUGAGAUAAGGAAAGGUAUUAUUGAAGAAAAGAAUAUUGAAGUGGAUCUUGAGCUUCGUCUAGGGUUUAUUGAGCCAAAAGAAGCAACAACUUUGAGCACUAGGAAAUUCUUUUAA
Molecule: messenger RNA, 453 nt
Organism: Arachis duranensis
Lineage: Eukaryota; Viridiplantae; Streptophyta; Magnoliopsida; Fabales; Fabaceae
Product: transcriptional regulator TAC1-like
Exons: 1
Coding region: 1-453 (150 amino acids)
Source: RefSeq, a predicted model, not a curated record